AUUUGUGUCAACUUAAAAUCAUCCUAAAAAUGUCAGGAAAUAAUCAAGGAUCUGGAGACAACUCAGAAACAAACGAUGAUCAAAAUUUUAGACAAUUUAUUACCCAAAUUAAUGCACACUCAACAGAAUUCAAUGAGUUCGACGAACCAGAUGAAUCAAUUUUCGAGAGAAUCUCAGCACUUAAAGAAAUGUUUCCCGAGAUCUUGGUUGAUAAUGUUGGAUCAGUCAUAUCGACAGCAUUUGAUAUCGUUUGUGAAGCUACAUGGAUCUUAUUCUCAUCUGGAAUAAUCUUGCUUGGACCAAUUAUCUUUGAGCAUGAACGAAUGAGGCUCACUGAAAGUCUUAAUGAUGAUGAUGAAGAACAGAAAUCAGAGAAAUAAAGAACGGAUUUGAAUAACGCCAUUAAAAAGCAUUUAUUUUCUUGCUGCUGGAUACUGGAUGUACUAGAAAUUUAUAGAACAUGCCGCUUUCAUUUUUAUGAUUCAUACUUGUUG
Chironomus riparius is the source of this 494-nucleotide messenger RNA. NCBI's taxonomy places the organism in Eukaryota, Metazoa, Arthropoda, Insecta, Diptera, Chironomidae. The record is from the annotation of a GenBank genome assembly.